GAUGACUUUAAAUCGACUGAUGCACUCCAACACUUGCAGUGAUCACUCAUUAAUCAGUAUCCUCCCUCAUCCUGUGCACCUAUUGGCAAAAGAAGCUACAAGGAGAUGGGAAAAGAUGGAAAGAAGAUGAGGCAGGUGGAGAAAAUGAGAGGUAAUAGGUAUGUCGGCACUGGAGCAGAGAAAGAGUUGGCAGAAGUAAUUGAGCUAGUUCCGGUCAAGGUUGCGCAGAGAACAGAUUUGCUGGACUUGGCGCAUUCUGAUCAUAAACUAAAUUCACUUUGCUUUCAUGCAAGCAUUGAUCUCUGAAGAGGAAUAUUACUCGUGGGAUGACUUGACUUUCAAAUUGGCAGAUUCUCAAGAAAAAGAAGCUAAUAUGCAGAGAAGCAUGGCAAUGAACAUAAAAGAGGGAGGACUCUAGAGACUAAGCAUCUGAACUCUUAGUGACAGCAACAUUGAUGUUUAGUUACCCGAGGUAUGAAUCCAUUCAUAUUAGUAACUUCUGUUAGUUCAGUUGACUAAAGAACAGAUGCAUUACUUUGCAACCUCACAAAACUUUAUUUUCUGGACCUCUUUAGUAAUCAGCAACUGCAAUGCCAACUCUCCUUUUUCCUCAAACAAGCCAAACAGCUGCAUGUAACUCCUAUUCUAACAGUGGGUACAGAACUCUUCAGCUGUUCAUGAAGGAUAUCCAGGUACCUGGUGUCAUUGUAACUCCUCUCCAUAACCAGGAAGCGCCUUUCCGAGCACUCAACCUUGUUCAAUGGGCGGGCGAUAAUGCGCUUUCCGCUGAAGCACCACCAGAUUCGGCAGCCCGAGGCCCAACCGGAAGCAGCGGAGUACUGGCUGGUGAACGUGACGGUGCAGCGGAGCCCGUGGCCGGUGUGGGUGAUGGCGUCCACAGGUUGGAGAGUCGAGAACCUGGUGGCGGUGGUGCUGCGGCUCUACGCCAAGGAAGGCAGGUGGCCGCUGCUGCUUUCGGCUUCACUACUCUCGGUUCAGCCUCGAAUGUUUGGAUCUGAAAGAAAUGCUGAUUGAUGUGGGCUCGAGGAACUUCUUCCUCUGCCUCAAUCCUGCUCCCGCUUCAGAAACAUCAGCAGCACCAGCAAAAUUCUGAGAAGACCUCAUCUUGGCUACGUUUCACCAACUGCUGGCGACGACGGUACGCAUGAUCGAUGACCUUCGACCGUUCUACUCUCAUCAUCGUUCUGCAUGUGCUCCUUGCUCGCAAUACACUCAGAAGCCAUUCGAGUACUGCAUCUGCUUCCAUUACUCGGGUCUCAAUUUCUACUCCUCGUUCGUUUGAUGAGCUCCUCUGAAUCGAACUCAUCCUUUCUAGUGAACUGACAUCCACACAUCACGAUAGGACGAUGAACAUUAUUCCUAUCAGCCCUUCCCAACCCCAAAGAGCUGAGAGCACAUAUUGCAAGGAUGGCUCAGCUCAACCGGUGGUGACACCUCAACGGAGCCGUCAGACCCUCCUCCUACAAUAAAUUACCUGCGACAGCGUGGGAUGCACAGAAUUCGCAUGUUCUCGCCGCCGCCGCCGUCGCUUCAAUUAUUGGGCAUACAGGCCGUUCAUCUCCGCUCGGACCCGCCAUGCUACGUUGACUUGACUGACCUCUCAUGUUCUUCGCCGAGCAAGCAGGAUCUGGUGGAGGCGGAGUGCCGGAGGUGGUCGAGCAAGGGGGUGAACAUCAAGUACGAGAUCAGGGACAACCGGAGCGGCUACAAGGCUGGCGCGCUCAAGGAGGGCAUGAAACACAGCUACGUCAAUCACUGCGACUACGUCGCCAUCUUCGACGCCGACUUCCAGCCCGAGCCCGACUUCCUCUGCCGCACCGUCCCCUUCCUCCUCCACAACCCCGCCGUCGGCCUCGUCCAAGCCCGCUGGAAAUUCGUGAAUUCGGACGAAUGUUUGAUGGCGAGGAUGCAGGAGAUGUCACUGGAUUACCACUUCACAGUGGAGCAGGAAGUCGGAUCCUCUACAUACGCCUUCUUCGGCUUCAAUGGGACUGCCGGAGUGUGGCGGAUUGCUGCUCUCAAUGAAGCUGGAGGUUGGAAGGACCGGACCACGGUAGAGGACAUGGAUUUGGCUGUUCGAGCGAGCCUCAAGGGUUGGAAGUUUGUCUUCCUUGGAGAUCUCAAGGUCAAGAAUGAGCUGCCGAGCACUCUCAGGGCGUACCGGUAUCAGCAACACAGGUGGUCUUGUGGCCCAGCAAACCUAUUCAGAAAGAUGGCGAUGGAAAUUGCUAAUAACAAGAAAGUGAGUCUGUGGAAGAAAGUACAUGUGAUCUACAGUUUCUUCUUUGUUCGUAAGGUGGUAGCUCACAUUGUGACCUUUGUAUUCUACUGCGUGGUUAUCCCUGCCGCUGUCCUGGUUCCUGAGGUGGAAAUACCCAGGUGGGGUGCGAUCUACAUCCCUUCCAUCAUCACCCUUCUCAAUGCAGUCGGAACUCCACGGUCUCUUCACUUGCUGGUGUUUUGGAUCCUCUUCGAGAACGUCAUGUCGCUGCACAGGACAAAAGCCACCCUUAUUGGCCUGUUGGAAGCAGGAAGAGUGAACGAGUGGGUGGUCACAGAGAAGCUAGGAGACACUGUGAAGGCCAAAAUGGCGGUCAAGGCCGCGAGGAAGCCACCGAUUAGGAUUGGCGAUAGAUUACAUCUACUGGAGCUUUGGACAGGCGCUUACCUCUUCUUCUGUGGGUGCUACGAUGUGGCCUUUGGGAAGAACCAUUACUUCCUCUACCUCUUCCUCCAAGCAAUUGCUUUCUUUGUAGUAGGAUUUGGUUACGUCGGCACGUUCGUCCCCGGUUAUUGA
Molecule: messenger RNA, 2818 nt
Organism: Musa acuminata AAA Group (dessert banana)
Lineage: Eukaryota; Viridiplantae; Streptophyta; Magnoliopsida; Zingiberales; Musaceae
Product: glucomannan 4-beta-mannosyltransferase 9
Exons: 10
Coding region: 1511-2818 (435 amino acids)
Cellular component (GO): Golgi apparatus
Molecular function (GO): mannan synthase activity
Source: RefSeq, a predicted model, not a curated record